AGAGUGAGAGACUUAGAAAGCAUGGCUCUGACCGACAAGCAUAAAGUGAAACGCCAGCGACUCGACAAAAUUUGUGAAGCAUAACUGGAGAUUAAUUAUUCAAGGGCUAUCAGCUGGAGGGGGAGCCACCUGAAAGCACGGACAUACAAUAUUCCGACCGGAUAUCAGGUGAAACCGCCAAACUCUGCUUGGUCUUCUUUUCGACUGGUUCCUUAACUACCUCUUUCUGGUUCAUCUUUGGGUGCUACGACAUACCAAGACUUGAACGACACAAGUGGAGUACUUUUUUUUUUUGUGUGGUACAGUACUUGUUUUGUUUUUCCACAUUUUUCUCAAAUGCUUGUCACCAACAAACAGUUAAGUCUCGGUCGCUCCCACAGUUGGGACACUUUGGGGGGGAAUGAGAGUCAGUGGGACAGGGCUGAGAGUGUCUACGAGCAGCAGGCAAGAGUAGCUGGCCGGCGGAGCUCUCUGUCAUACGGAGAGGGGGGAGGAGGGUGGUAUGAGCCCUCUGCAGGGGUGCGUCCUCCUGACCUGGAUUUGAAGCAGGAUACGUAUUCCUACCAAGACUACGGACAGAUUUACCCAGGGGGUCUGAGGAAGGGUUCUGUGCCAGACUUGAACCACUACGAACGAGCAGCCAUGGCUCACAGAGGAUCCAUCCCACAUCAAGAUUACUACCCUCCCGAUCCGGGCAUGACUCCUCGUGCACCUGAAGCCUUUUACCGGCCGGAGCACCAGGCUCCGCCGCCUCACCCUCAUCCGCUCAGUAGGUCAGGUUCUCAUUUUGGCUUGGCACCCGUGGCUCGUGUUGGGUGGGAUCAAGCUCAGGGCGGGAGAGGAGGACCUCAGGCGCCCCCGUCCAAUAUACCUCCUCCUCCGACGACUCCAACUCACGAUGUGAAUCGGGCUUACAGGGAACCCGGUGUUCCCAAGAUGAUGCCUGAUAGUCAGCGCAGACCCUCUCGGGAUACAUCUCCCGCUCACUACAGCAUGGAACACGCAUCUCCUCGGUAUGCAAGUGAGCCACCACCUCUGGCCGGUCAAUCCGUCUAUACCGAUGUUAAUGGUCGCCCGUUGGAUCCGCAGCAGCAGCAGGCUGCUACUUGCCUAGUGGUGGAUCCUUCCAGUCAAGGUAUGAUGAUGAGGCAGGAGACAGCCUCGCCCUAUACACUCCAGCAGCAACAGCAAAUUCAGCAGCAGCAACUGCAACAGCAGCAACUGCAGCAGCAACAUCUUCAACAGCAGCAGUUGCAGCAGCAGCAACUCCAGCAGCAGCAACUGCAACAGCAGCACCUCCAACAGCAACAAUUACAACAACAGCAGUUUCAGCAGCAGCAGCAGCUUCAGCAGGAGCAGCUGCAACAGCAUCUGCAACCGUCUUUGCCGCCUCCCAACACCGUAACCAUCCCAGACCCUAAACUCCCUGUGGCGGCUGCACUUCCUCCCGCUUCGCCCGCCCCCUUGCAGACCGCCACAGUUGUCCCAGUUGCGCCCGCCCCGAUACAGGCAGCGCCGACUUCGGCCCCUCCGACUGCUCAACCUCCCGUUCCCCUUCCCGCCCCUCCACCUACGGCCCCUCAGACACCUUUACCCGUGGAUCCCAAGAGGGCAGCCGAUCCAGAAUUUCUUGCUUUGUUGCGAAACGAGGGCAUCUCUGAGAACACCAUUUCUUCGCUCAUUCAGCAGGGAUUUGACUCCACGAGCAUGCUGGCUGUCAUGGAGGAUAACGACGUACGCACUGUAGCGCCCAACCUCGGGCAGGCACGGGUACUUUCUCGAGUGGUCCACAACUGCAAGCGACCCACUGAGGCCCCCCCGGCCCCCUCUCAGCCUCAGACACCCAUGCGGGGGCGUUCUAAUAGUUUUAGCCAUCGUUCGGACGUCUACAGCCAGCAGCACCACCACCAACCUCUACAUCCUCCACAGGCUUUGAAUGUCGACCCUCACCUGAUCCCCCCGCCGACACCUGGGGCCAUGCAGACUAUUUCGCCAAGGAUUGGAGAGGUAGUAGGCAGAAGGCCCAGCAGUGCACCCUCUCAGCAGCUCCUGGAAGCCUCUGGAGGUUACCCAGGCCAACCCCCUCGUUCCCCGGGGCCAUAUGUCGGUGCCAUGAUGCCCGUUCAGUCAAGACCCAUGUCUGCAUAUUCAUCUGGGAUGAACAUGCAAGGGUUGCCCGUGCAGGGUAUGCAGAUCAUGUCGCAACAGAUGACCGGAUCAAUGCCUGCUAUCGCUGGUUCCAUCCACCCCAUGCCAGGAAUGCCCCAGCACAUGCCCGUCUCCAUGCCAGCUUUACCUCAAGCGCCACAGCAGUUACCUAAAGCGUAUUCCACCAAUUACACGGUGCCCAUGGAGCUAAUGAAGAGGGACCGGAGCUUAUUGCCGUUGUCACCCAUGCACAGCCCUCACCCGAAUGCCCAGCUCAUACGGAAGGGUGGAGGACCAGCAGCAGACAAUGCCCUGGUUCCUGUGGGAGGUUCCGUUCAAGGACAAGGCGCCAUGGUUGCUAACCAGAAGCUAAGUCGCCGCACAGGUCCACCAGUCAUCGUGUCCACUAUGGCAUCUCCCGACACAAGUAAAUGUGUAUUUACUCUUGAACAACUGUUAUUUGUCUUGUUCCUGCUCGGAGUUCGUUGCGGUGUACUUGACAACCCUCAUCUUGCUGCAUCAAGAAUGUUUUACUGGAUUUGUGCCCGUCCUAGAAGAAAUCCUGUCAGUCUAUUCCCUAGUCUAUUUUUUCUACAUGUCUGGCUAGUUUGGCAAAAGGCGCUUGUCAGACUUUCAUUUUCCUUGCAGGACCACCUCCGUUCGUGUGUGCAGUUGCAGCCCAGUAUGUUGGGCGCUAUCUUUAAUUCAUUGGGACUUUGAGGCAUUGCUUUCUUAAUUUGCAUUUGUUAUGGUCUGCAGUCGUUGGCCACAGUCUCCUCGCCAGGAUUUAUUUCUCAUUUCACUCUCAUUAGUGUGCGACAUUGUCAAUCAUUGAACCAAACGGCGGCACAGACUGCUUUUAUACAACCACAAUCUGCUGUGGCGAUGAGGACAUUGCACAAUGGCAGAUGUAGUAUCACUGUUAAAUGCAGUAAGUCUCUCCAUCCCCCCCAAGCUCAUGCUUUUGUAAACAUGCAUGUCUUAUUCCAUUAUGAUAAUGAGGGUGCUGCAGAAUAGCCCGGAAAAGGCUUUAAGGCUAAACAAUCUACCUGCAGUAGCCCAUCUCGGUGCACACUGACAUGCAUCCCACAGAGCGAAAUCGGCGCUGUCUCGUUCUUGCGCUUGUGGAUCAGACUUAUUCAUAUCCCGUUUGCUCAUUUGGGUGGCGACAUCAGGGUAUAUUUUAGCCACGACUAACGACCUGGUCUCGCAGCAUCACCGCGCCGAUAAAAUCAAGUUACAGCGCUGAUGGCCGACGUGUGACGCUGUCAUUUUGGCUCCGCACGCCACAGUGACAAGACAGAGCGCAGAUUUAAUCCUCUCAGAUCCUGCGUUUUCCACUGUUGCGCUAAUCCACAAAUACUGCCAGUCUGUCCUCUUCUGUCAGAAUCUGUUCUGCACACAGCCAGGAGCUUGACAGUGAGGCACUGCAACAGAUUUCUUAAUGAAGCACGUCUUAUUGUCUUUGCGAUUAUGAAGUGUAAAAGAGAGAGAGUAUUAAGAGACCCUUUGGGCCUCUCCUUCAAUGAAACGCUGGUGUCAUUUGCACGGAAUGUCACAUGCGUACAUUGCAAUCGGCAAAGAAUCACUUGUUUGCCUGCGGGGAAGACAUUUGUUGCUGUGUGGUCAUUUUGUGCGUUGGUGGGCAUUCGCAAAAUUGGAUUUGGGCAUAUUUGGAUUUGGUUAAAGUCUUGUUUAGUUGGUGAUUGUGUUUUUCAAAUGAAAGA
Messenger RNA from Hippocampus comes (tiger tail seahorse), 3875 nucleotides. It is a transcript of the gene ctbp2a, whose product is annotated as C-terminal binding protein 2a. Gene Ontology annotation, cellular component: nucleus. The coding region runs from base 337 to 2868 and encodes 843 amino acids. Gene Ontology annotation, molecular function: transcription coactivator activity; transcription coregulator binding; NAD binding. The transcript is spliced from 2 exons. The record is from RefSeq and is a predicted model, not a curated record. Lineage: Eukaryota; Metazoa; Chordata; Actinopteri; Syngnathiformes; Syngnathidae. Gene Ontology annotation, biological process: regulation of transcription by RNA polymerase II.